Molecule: messenger RNA, 761 nt
Organism: Oryza brachyantha (malo sina)
Lineage: Eukaryota; Viridiplantae; Streptophyta; Magnoliopsida; Poales; Poaceae
Product: non-specific lipid transfer protein GPI-anchored 20-like
Exons: 4
Coding region: 2-592 (196 amino acids)
Source: RefSeq, a predicted model, not a curated record
CAUGGUACGUGGCAGGAUGGCUGGCGCGGCGGCGGCGGCGGCGUUGCUGGUGGUGGCCGUGCUGGUGUCGCCGGCGAGCGGGCAGGUGUCGGCGUCGUGCACGGCGUCGCUGGUCACGACGUUCACGCCGUGCCUCAACUUCGUGACCGGCAGCACCAACGGCGGUGGGUCGCCGACGCAGCAGUGCUGCGGCUCGCUGGCGGAGAUGGUCCGCACCAGCGCCGACUGCGUCUGCCUCGUCCUCACCGGCAACGUGCCCUUCAGCCUCCCCAUCAACCGCACCCUCGCCAUCUCCCUCACCAAGCUCUGCAACUCCAUGUCCGUCCCACUGCAGUGCAGAGAUACAGCAAGCCAAAUCCCACCUCCAGGCCCUGUUGCAUUUGCUCCGGCACUGCCUCCUUUGCCACCAUCGCCGCCGGAGUCGUCGGUGCAACCUAAUGCGGCGGUUGAUCCCACGGCGAUGUCGCCAUCGCCGCCGAUCAUCCAGGGGCAGAGGCCGCUGUUGCUGCCGAGCUUGGCUUGGAGGAGAGCUCAUGUGUCGACGGCGUCUGUUUCAGUAGUGCUACUGAUAGCUGCAUCCAUUUUGGCUUGAUUAGGAUGGAUUUAACUGGGAAUUGAUGAUUUAGCACAGGAACUGAUGCAUGUUCGGUCUAUUGCAGAUAUUUAUCUAGCAUUGGGAAUUGCACAGGAUUCUUGUAAGAAAAUUUUGAGGGCUUUGAGUUGUUCAUGUAAUUAUAUUUCUGGUGGAUGAAUGAAAUGUU